UUUUUUCUGCUCCCCGUGUUUUACACACACAGCUGAGAGAAAAGGGAGUCAGUCAGAGAAAAAAGCGACCUCAACCCUACCCCAGCACAGGCAGCAGCUCUGGCAACCGCCGUCUCUUUGUUCUGUCCGGGCUUUGACGACCACAAAGUGAUAUUUAGACUUUUUAUUCCUCAAUGCCAUCGCGAAAAUUUACAGAAAUGGACUCAAACGGGGCUGAGUAUAUGGAUCAUUGCGGGUCCUAUGCAAAGAGAAGAAGGCAUGACAGUGAACAGUCUGUCCUGAGUGGCCUGGAGUACACCGACCUGGAGGCGGCUGAAGCGCUGGUGUGCAUGAGCUCUUGGGGCCAGGGCCACUUCCUCGGCAGCAGCAGGCCAAACCCCUGCAAGCCCAGACCCCUGACCCCAGCUUCGGAUUCUUGUGACUCCCUCAUGCCGUCAGAACUUCCCGAGCCCCCUAAGGACUUUGUGUCCCUCUCAUCCCUGUGUAUGACUCCCCCUCAUAGCCCCAGCUUUGUUGAGGCAUCCAGCACAGCGCUCCUGUCAAGAUCUGGCCUGGCCGUUUCCUCACAACACUGUGGUUCCGGCCUCCAUCAGCCUGUCCUGGCACCCAUUGCUGAAAAGACGCCCUCCCUCCCUCCUUUGCCACAGCCCUGCAGAGCUAUGGCGACGAGCGUCAUCCGCCACACCGCAGACAGCACCCCCUGCCAACAACGCAUUCCAGUGGCCCCCAGUCCAAAGAAAACCAGAGACGCAGUAAUGACUGCACCGGUCUGCCAGCAGCAGCAGCAGCGUAUUACAAAGACUGAGCAGAUAACCAGACCUCCAUUUACUCCUGCUCCUUUCACACCCACAUUAUUUGCCUCAAGAACAGAGCACUACGCCAGUCCCUCACAGUGUUUGAACAGUUUCUCCACCCCCACUCCUGUCAAUAUGCAACCGCUAAGCAGCCCGCCCACUCCCUCUGCUCCCCUAGCCCUGUCCCCGCCCUCAAUCCCCAGCCCUCAAAUCAUCUGCCAGAUGUUCCCUGUCACCAGCCAAUCGGGUAUAAUCUCAGCCUUCAUCCCUGGUGCGGUUCAGACAUCCAAUACUGGUAUUCGGACCGCCACCACACCCAUCCUCCCCCAGCCGGCCUCAGCUAACACCGCCCCCGUCCAGCAGUCACUCAUCAUGGGCUCAGCGAUGCCCCAGGGGACGGUGAUGCUGGUACUCCCUCAAUCCUCUAUCUCUCAGGCAACUCACUGCCCUCAGACUGUCAUGACUCUGGGCAACACCAAGCUGCUACCUCUGGCCCCGGCCCCUGUGUAUGUGCCAGCAGGGCCCAGCUGCGGUAUAACAGCAACAAAGAUGGACUUUUCCCGCAGGAGGAACUAUGUCUGCACCUUCCCAGGCUGCAGGAAGACGUACUUUAAGAGCUCACACCUCAAGGCUCACCUAAGAACACACACAGGUGAGAAGCCUUUCAGCUGCAGCUGGGACGGCUGUGAAAAGAGGUUUGCCCGCUCCGAUGAGCUCUCCCGUCACCGGCGGACACACACGGGUGAGAAAAAGUUUGUGUGUCCCGUGUGCGACCGGCGAUUCAUGCGCAGCGAUCACCUCACCAAACACGCCCGCCGCCACAUGACCACAAAGAAAAUGCCCUCCUGGCAGGCUGAUGUCCGGAGCCUGAACAAAAUGGCUGCUGGCAAGGCACCUCCUCCAAAACCCGGCCUUGCCACACUAAGCAUGAUGGUACCUGCAGGCUCAAAGUAGACAAUGAACACUGCCAUCCUACCCACUCCCAAGAUACCACAGGGACACCGGGAGCAGCCAAGCACACAAGGCUGCUGCUAUUUCACUCAUGGGAAUGACAGAAAAACAUGCACUGGACUCUUUUAUUCCUCUCUACUGCUCAUUUGUACAUGUAUUUUUCUUUAAAGGAUUCGUUUGUUUACUUUGAUAUAUUUGAUAAUAUCAAUGCACUCUUGCCAAAGCCUUUGUAUGAAGUUUGUCUUAUACAUUUCACCUUCCACCCCUCCUACAACACUUUCUCUUUGUUUGUGUUGAUACUGAUAUAUAUAUAUAUAUAUAUAUAUAUAUAUAUAUAUAUGUGAUAUUUAUACAUAUAUAUCUAUAUAUAUUUGUCUGGGAAUGUAUUGUUUGUUGUACUAUGAAAAUGCUUAUAUUUGUCAUUUUUGGGAAAACAUGUGAAAAUGAUAUGAAUAUUAACCAUCAGUACUAUGAUUAUUAUACCUUGAUUAUAUCUCCCUGUCUAACUUUUCAUAUUAUUUAAUACAUAUUUGUAAUAAAACAAGAUUAAGUGA
Molecule: messenger RNA, 2299 nt
Organism: Cyclopterus lumpus (lumpfish)
Lineage: Eukaryota; Metazoa; Chordata; Actinopteri; Perciformes; Cyclopteridae
Gene: klf11b
Product: Kruppel-like factor 11b
Exons: 4
Coding region: 174-1748 (524 amino acids)
Biological process (GO): regulation of transcription by RNA polymerase II
Molecular function (GO): RNA polymerase II cis-regulatory region sequence-specific DNA binding; DNA-binding transcription factor activity, RNA polymerase II-specific
Source: RefSeq, a predicted model, not a curated record